AACACUGGCCAGAGUCACAGGCCGGGAACCCGGCAGCAUCAAUGUCCAUUCUGCCACAAGUCGUUUGGUAGAGUAGACGGAGCCCGAAGGCAUGCAAAAACUUGCCCCCAGAAGGGAAACCAACCCCUGCCGCCACUUGCCAGACGAGGCCGGAAGCUUCGGGCAUGCACCCAGUGCUCCCGGGUGAAAGUCCAGUGUGAUGGAAAGAAGCCUUGUGCGCGCUGUAGCUCAAGGAGCAUGGGUUGUUCAUACAAUUGGCUUUGCAGCGAUCCAUCUCAUCGUCAGUCACUGAUCGAACCCGUGGAUUCCAAGAAGCCAGCUUCCGGAAGAGAUGUAGACCUUAGAUUGCCUUUCCUGCUUAGGAACCUUGAUUCGACGACGCAGUUUGUAAAUGAGAGGGAUGCUGCCCGGCAGCCAGAAAGCAGCGUCGGCGGCCCUUCCACCAGAUUGUCAUCCGAGAGCAAUACAGGAGAACCUAUGGCUUUCAUUGACCCGGCGCUCCUCCUAUCCAGCUACAUUGACCCGUUCUUGGACACCUACUUGAAACUGGAUGGCGUGUACGAUGACUCUGGUCCUGGAGCCCCUGGAUCACCUGCGCCAAUCAUGUCGGGCGACACUCUCGAGCGUCGUCUAGACCUCCUUUCUUAUGAAUUGGAAACAUAUUCCUUGAGGAAACCGAAGCUGAGUGGCUCCUUCCAGCGCGAGUCCUUUCAGAGUCUAUUCACAAGUGAGAAUGUGCGAGGGUUCGUGAUAGCUUUCUCGCGCAAGAGGCAUUAUCAGCUCCCCAUCAUCCAUUGGCCAACAUUCGACAUUCUCAAGGCUCCCCUGCCUUUGCUUCUUUCGGUUGCGAUGAUGGGCGCGGCGUAUUCGCACACGCCUGGCGUUGAACCUGAUCCAGCCGUCCAAGCAAGAGCCUUCCACAGCAUUUCCGCCCCCUAUAUUUUCAGCAAAUUGCAAAAGCAAAUAGAUGCCGAUUCUGAGUCUGAGGACUUGCUAGAGUACUGCCAGGCAGCACUAUUGAUGAUUGGCAUCGGCACGUGGGUGAAAGAUCAGGAGAUUAGACGCACUUUUAUUUGCAAGUUUAGUCCUAAGCUUAUCAGGGUCAUAAGGGAUCAUCAUCUAGCCCAGAUCAGACACGAUGAUGAUGAAUCAUGGCCAUCCUUUAUUCGGAAGGAGCUGAAGAUCCGCCUCGCAUCGUGGUCGUUCUACGUCGACUGCCUGGCGACAUUGGCCACCAACCAUCCCCCUCUGCAGCUGCUCUCAGAAAUGCGCGGGCAGCCGCCAUGCAGCGCGAGAAUCUGGGAUGCUGAAACAGAAGAGGAUUUCGUCAAACGGAAAGCAGACGACGUGGCAUACUCCCAUUGUCUGGUCGACCAAAUGUCUGAAUUGAUGAGCGAUGACUGGGCCGAACCUCAACAUUUGAUUUGCAGCCAAAUCAGCCCAUAUCACUUACACGCGAUGUGCUGCGCUUUCAUGCCAAUCAUUUUUAAUCUUCACUCCUCGAAGUUUCCAGACAGUCAUUCCGCCGCUCUCUUCCGCGCGUUGGAUCGGUGGGAUUUUCUCUGGGCCAGUGCCAUGAAGCAAAUGCCAGAAGACCAGCGCAAGUGGCUGGGCGUGGUACGGAACUCUCCCGGCCUCAUCUGGGUCUCGCGGCAGAUCCUGAAGGUCGGCCAGACAAGCGAAGCCAAGAACUGGCGAUAUCUCCAGCGAAUCCCCAGUUAUACAACAGCGGAUGUCUUUGAGUUUGUCCGCAGUCUUGACGGCGAGCAGACCUAUCCGGUC
Clonostachys rhizophaga is the source of this 1782-nucleotide messenger RNA. The record is from the annotation of a GenBank genome assembly. NCBI's taxonomy places the organism in Eukaryota, Fungi, Ascomycota, Sordariomycetes, Hypocreales, Bionectriaceae.